Stereum hirsutum FP-91666 SS1 is the source of this 2160-nucleotide messenger RNA. RefSeq lists its product as uncharacterized. NCBI's taxonomy places the organism in Eukaryota, Fungi, Basidiomycota, Agaricomycetes, Russulales, Stereaceae. The transcript has 2 exons. Bases 1 to 2160 code for a protein of 719 amino acids. The record is from RefSeq and is a predicted model, not a curated record. Gene Ontology annotation, molecular function: cysteine-type endopeptidase activity. Gene Ontology annotation, biological process: proteolysis.
AUGGCAUCGCGGGUCUUCGCCCUUAUUAUUGGCAUCGACACUUAUGUUUCGCACAAGAUCGCGAAUUUAUCCGCCUGCGUCUCCGACGCUCUUCGGAUCCGCAAUUGGCUCGUCGACGACCUCGACGUCCCAGCCGAGAAUACAUGUGUACUUCUGAACGACAAAGCCACCAAGCAGCACAUUGAAAAUGCUUUCAUGACCCACCUCGUCAGCAACCCACAGAUAGAACGCGGCGACGCUAUACUUGUCUACUUCGCCGGCCACGGGAGCAGCGUACCCGCUCCCGAUGGCUGGUGCAGCGGCGACGCAGAACGCGUGGAGGUGCUGUGCACGCACGACCACGACACGAUCCCGGCAGGCGCAAGCUCCGUUGAAGGCGCGAGAAUAUCCGGCCUCACUGACUGGUCUCUACACGCCAUGCUACGCGACCUAUGCUCCUCCAAAGGCGACAACGUUGUCGUCAUGCUCGACUGCUGCUUCAACCCCGUCCGCGACAAGCUGAAGACACGAAAACCAGGAAACCUGAAUCGCCGUCGUCGGUCCAUUCGCUGGACCCCCACGAGCGAUAACGUCACUCCAGAAGAUCUCUAUGCGGGCUUGUGGCCCAGCGCUCUGGCGAAUGGUGGGAUUCCGACGACGACGUCGCAGGGGCAAAGUCGUGGGUUCGCGCAGGAGGCGGUACCGUAUGUGACGCUUCUCGCAUGUAGUCCUGGAGAACGCACGGUAGAGGACCACAAGUUCGGUGGAAGGUUCACGAGCGCCUUCCUCGAAGCCAUCGAGGAAGACGUCUCCCUCCACCAAACGUCCUACUCUGACCUCGUCUUCAACCUCUUCAUUGCGGAUGGAUCGCAGCAUGCGGUUUGUACGGGGCAACAUCGCGGACGGCCGUUCUUCGAUGGAGUGCCGUUUGUGGAGGACGGGACGUUCAUUGCUUGUGUACGGGUGGACGAUCAUGUUCGCGUCGAGGCGGGGGCGAUACAUGGGGUGGUCGUGGACACCUGUUUUACGCUCCACGAUCAUAAUUCCCGAGGAUCGCUCAACCCUGCGUUGGCGAACCUCGUGGCGUUUGAGGUGCAUCCUGCGUGGUGUCUGGCGCGACCGCGCGGAAGCGUACCGCUGAGGAGGACGAUCGGAACGGGCUGGGUGCGUAUAACGAGGUGGGACGGUGCUGGAAGUGAACGUCCUUUGCGUGUGCAUUUGAAGAGGGCGUUGCCCCGCGUUCCCCUGCCUUGGAAGUUGUGGAAGCGAAAUCGUUCGCUGUCACGCAUUGUACGCGGUGGAUCCACGGAGAGCGGAUACGGUGUUAAAACCGUCUCGAGACGAGCAGAGGCGGAUGUUUCCCUCCAUGUGAGGCCCAAAUCCGUCGUCGUCGAAGACCGCGGUAUUUCGGUCACAAAAUUGAAGGAUUCUGAGGAAAUUGCAGUUGUCAAUGCUCCCGCGACUAAUAUACGACAGGAUGCGCAUGUCCUCGACUGUAUCGCCGGAUUUCACUAUCACCUCAACCGUGACCACCCUAGUCCUUCCCACCCAUUCCGGGACCAAGUCUCCCUCAAACUCUUCCGGAAAACCGACUCAGACUCGACUCCGACCGAAGUCCCUCUCAUCAAGGAUAGCAAUGACGAAGCGAUAAGUUCCGUCCACGUCGAAGCCGGGGCCACAUACUCUCUCAUCCUCGACAACCAAUCCUCCUCCGAUCUAUGGCCCUACAUCUUCUGGAUGGACGCAGACACCUACUCUCGCACCUCCGUCUAUCGGCCCUACCAUACCCCCACACCCCCGCUGCUCAGUAACUCUCAACUGAAGAUCCCGGCGGGUGGCGUUGGCGCGUCGGUGCCCCUGUGGCACUUGCAGCUCGCGGACGUCACAUUGGACGGGAAGACGCGAAGGACGGGUACGGGUACGGGGUUCUUCAAAGUGUUUUUGUCAACUGCUUAUGUGCCGAGUAUGAGGAUAUUGGAGUUGGGUGCUAGGUUGGCGAGCUCCUAUGUGGCUGGCGAUGAGAACGAGGUUGCAGGCAUGUCUGCAGGGAGAGACGGAGACGGGACGGGUGGUAGUGAGGAUGACGGAGCGUCGAGGAAGGAGAAACGAAGUUCGACGUUGCAGGAGGUUUGGGAUACGAUUGCGGUAAGGGUUACUAUAGGGCGAGCUGCGAAGCAUUGA